Molecule: messenger RNA, 1843 nt
Organism: Drosophila subobscura
Lineage: Eukaryota; Metazoa; Arthropoda; Insecta; Diptera; Drosophilidae
Product: proton-coupled folate transporter
Exons: 7
Coding region: 218-1693 (491 amino acids)
Biological process (GO): transmembrane transport
Cellular component (GO): membrane
Molecular function (GO): transmembrane transporter activity
Source: RefSeq, a predicted model, not a curated record
GAGAUAGGCGUCGUAUCGCUCCGAUGUGCUUUGCCAUUUUCAGCUGCACCCCACUCACUGUUAGUGUAUCGCUAGAGUUUGGCGCGCGCGGAAGCCUGAACGCAGACGCUCUACCGUUCUCGAUUGUGGAAUUUUACGAUAUUGUUUUGAAUGAAUUGCUAAUUCCUUUGUCUAGCGAUAAUUUGUGCGAUUUGGCCGUGACCUUCGAUUGAUCGGAAUGUCUCAAACGGACGAGGAUGCCCUGGUCUUAGCCAGUGACGACGACGAGCCAUUGGAAACUGCAGAAUCGCCCACACCAGCCACGACAAGAUGUCUGCCAUCGCUAAUACUGGAGCCCGCCGUGUUUCUGGUAUUCUUCGGCAGAUUUCUAACUGAUGCGGCAUAUCAAAAUCAGAUUCUCUAUCAGACUUGCGUCACUGUCAUGCAACACAAUGAAACCGAGUGCCAGCCGUUUCUGGGCAGAGAUCGUGCCUCGGAUGAGGUCAAAAAAAUCGAAACGCAAGUGCAAGCGUAUGCGGCCACCAUAAUGAUGAUCAAUGCCAUUCUCGAGAGCACCAUUCCCGCCGUUGUGAGUCUGUUCCUGGGCCCCUGGUCGGACAAGUUCGGCAGGCGUCCCAUCCUGCUCUCCACAUUCACGGGAUUCCUGUUGAGUGGCAGCAUUCUGAUCGUGCUAACCCAGAUAUCGGCUGUCACAAACAUCAAUCCCUGGUGGUUCCUGCUCUCCUCUGUGCCGUCGGUGUUUAGCGGCGGCACCUGUGCCCUCAUCACUGUCCUGUACUGCCACGUCUCCGAUGUGGCCACGGAGAGUGCGCGAGCCCUGAGAAUGGUUUCCAUGGAGGCGUCCCUGGGCUUGGGCAUGAUGGCGGGCAGCAUGGCCGGCGGCUACAUAUACGCAGCAGUUGGUGCCGCAACGCUGUUCAUUCUGGCGGGCUCCCUCAUAACCGUAGGCCUGCUCUACAUCAUCUUCCUAGUGCCGGAGAGCCUCAAGCCAGAGGACUUGCAAUCCGAGUCACGGAUACGUGGGUUCUUCCGCUUUGACUUGGUCAAGAAUCUGGUGAUGACCUGCUGCAAGAAGCGUGAGAACUACGACAGAGCCAUCAUCUGGAUGGUCAUGAUGUCGCUCACCAUGUGCAUCUUCGCCAUGGAGGGCGAGAGCACAGUCAACUACAUGUUCGUGCAGAAGCAAUUCAGCUGGACGGUCACGGACUACAGCGUGUUCAACACCUCGCGCAUCGUCAUCCAGGUGGUGGGCAGCACUAUCGCCAUGGUUCUGCUGCGACGAUUGCUCAAGGUCUCGCUCAUAACGAUGACAAUGCUGGCGUUUGCCUGCUGUGUCCUGGAGGGCACUGUGCGGGCGACGGCGCAGUACGGCCAGGAGAUGUACGUGGCCUUGGUGCUGGGCAUGAUACGCGGCGUCAUGAGUCCCAUGUGCAAGGCCAUUCUGUCGCAGCUGACGCCCAGCACGGAAAUAGGCAAAAUAUUCUCGCUUACCACAUCGCUGCAAUCCCUCUCUCCCCUGGGCGCUGCACCGCUCUACGCGGCCGUUUACGCUGCGACGGUGGCCUCCUAUGCGGGCGCCUUCAACUUUAUCAGCGUGGGACUCUACUUUAUGUGCUACUGUUUCUCCGCCAUCGUCUUUGGCAUGCAGAAAUCAAUGGAGAGAAACAGCGCCUAUCAGGCAUUUGGCAGUUGAUUCAGGAACGCAAGCAAAGGAUGAAGCCUUGAGUAUUAAUUAAGCUUAAAGUGAUGCUGCAAGCCAAAGCUUAGAAAUAAGAGAAUUCCCAGCAAAUGAAACGCACAAUUGGCUGCUGUUUUCGUAUCAUUAAAUUCGUUCUACUCGUAA